AUGGAUAUUGUACGUCCUCCCCUCACAAUAAAAGAUUUGGCGCUACCCCAUCUUUCCACCCCCCCUCCGAAUAACUUACUACGUACAAAAUUUUUUAAAAAGAACGCAGUUAUUCGGAGAGUGUGA
Molecule: messenger RNA, 126 nt
Organism: Vairimorpha ceranae
Lineage: Eukaryota; Fungi; Microsporidia; Nosematidae
Exons: 1
Coding region: 1-126 (41 amino acids)
Source: RefSeq, a predicted model, not a curated record